This is a messenger RNA of Dreissena polymorpha, 993 nucleotides long. Its product is annotated as protein sax-3-like. NCBI's taxonomy places the organism in Eukaryota, Metazoa, Mollusca, Bivalvia, Myida, Dreissenidae. The record is from RefSeq and is a predicted model, not a curated record. Gene Ontology annotation, molecular function: cell-cell adhesion mediator activity. Gene Ontology annotation, cellular component: axon; plasma membrane. Gene Ontology annotation, biological process: homophilic cell-cell adhesion; dendrite self-avoidance; axon guidance. The coding region runs from base 298 to 675 and encodes 125 amino acids. The transcript has 4 exons.
AAUACCCGGGAAACCGGGGUAAAUUUGACCUACUUUGACUCUAAAAUUAAUCUUUUUCUCCUGAGAGGUCACAGGGGCAGGUCGGGCUACCGUAACCUCGUGAAGAGGCCAGUAGGACCUGUAAAUAAACUCUGAAACACACACCAUCAAAUCAUACGUGUCGCCACCGUUGUGGUGGCUGCCAUUUGUGGUCGUUGGGUGUUUAGGGACCCCGCCUUAAUUCCAGAUCAGUUUUCUAGGAUAGGAAAUGCGAUUGCGAAAUUUAUACAAGAAUUUGUAGGGGAGGGUGUGGUAGCCAUGAAAGACUACGUACAUAAUGUGACGAGAGAAUAUUUCCAGAAUAACAGCGGCGUUGAGAGAACAAUUGUGCUAGCUCCUCCGGAGAUCCUCACGCCGCCUGGCAACAAGGCGGUCACUGUGGCAGAGCGAGUGGUGCUGGCUUGUUCUGUGGGUGGUGACCCCCCGCCAAAGGUCGUCUGGUUGAAGAACGGCCGCCCUGUAAAACUCAGCGACAGAAUCCGACAGCUUAACACUGGGUCCUUGGUCAUAUACGACUUUACAAAUACAGGUGGAAGGACAUCUCUUGUGAAAGCGAUAGCCGCAGCCAACGUCGACAUAUGUUUGCGAUUGCUUCUUAAAAGUAAGUGUCAGGGUGGGCUUUAUACUCUUCACUGAAUUGUUUUAAAUCAUGAGAUUUGUCAUACUUACAUUUGACAAUAUUUAUAAGGUACUAGUCGUUUAAUGAACUGGAUGUUAAUAUUAGACACAAACAGAUAAGCAUUACAUUCUUUUUUGUUUCACUAACAUGUAGAGUGGAGGUGCGGACACAAAUCGAGCCGUCUUUGUGUUGACCGAUGAAAAAGAUACUGUCUGGCGCGAUUCACAAAUGUUAAAGACAAAACUAAAAUCCCUUAAAGGUUUGUUAUGAGAAUGUGCUUUAUUACCUUAGAAGCCUAAGGUGAAAACACUGUUAACACUGCUUUAUAUACGAGA